UUUUCUCAUGAGCAGCUGGACUUUAAACUUCAUCUGUCCUGUAGCUGUUUUGCCCAAGAGCUGCAGAAAUGCAGGCAGGCGCCAUUAGGCUCAGAGGGUAACAAUGACAAGGUGCUCUUGGAUAAUAUUGUUCCUUCUCUCUGCCCUUUUCCGUCAGACAGAGCAGACAGUGUUUAUAUCAGCUGACGAGGCAAACAAUGUUAUCAAGAGACAGAGGCGUGCCAGUUCCCACCUUCUGGAGGAGAUCCUCCAAGGCAGCUUGGAAAGGGAAUGCCUUGAAGAGAGAUGUACACAUGAAGAAGCAAGAGAAGUAUUUGAAAAUGACGAAAUGCUUAAAAUGUUUUGGGAUAUCUACUACGAGGGCAGGAGGUGCUCCUCGAGCCCCUGCCAGAACAACGGCGUGUGUGAGGACAGCAUUCGUGGCUACACCUGCACUUGUGCUGAGGGCUACGAGGGAGAGAACUGUGCUUUCGCUAAAAAUGAAUGUCACCAUGAAGCAAAAGAAGGAUGUCACCACUUCUGCUACCCAGGAAUUAAUUCCUACCGCUGUUCCUGUGCUGAUGGCUAUGAGCUUGGGCAGGACACAAAACAGUGCAUCGCAUUAGAUGAAUGUGCAUGUGGCAGACUUCAAGACAGUGAUAAUCUGAUAAGUGAAACCAGGAAGAAACAUGACGAGCGAUUUCCCUGGCAGGUGCUACUGCUAAACUCGGAAGGGAAAGGCUUCUGUGGAGGAGUGCUGCUAAAAAGUAACUUCAUAUUGACCACAGCAGAGUGUGCUCUUCUGCACAACCAUUUUGAAAUCAGGGUUGGUGCUGGGCCUAAUGGAACAAGUGGAACUGAGAAGAUAAUGCAAGUUAGUGAGAAGCACAUACACAUCCGGUAUGAUGAAGACACUGGUGAGAACAACGUUGCAUUGCUACAACUUCAAGAGCAUGUUGAGUGCAACAACUACCAGCUUCCUGUAUGUGCCCCUGAAAGAGACUUUGCAGAACACGUUUUAAUUCCAAAAGUGGCUGGUACAGUUAGUGGCUGGAGCAUAGAAGGUGAUGAACUUAAAGUUGAUGAGCUGCAGGUUUUGUACCUUCCUGCUGAGGACUGCAAACAAAUACUCAACGUCAGCCUCACAAACAGGCAGUUUUGUGGGCACCUCCAGAAGGCCGUAGACAAACGACUGGUUGGAGGAAGCUUUUUAGCUACUGAGUAUAAGGGCACUUGGUUUCUGACUGGUAUCCUGGGAUCUUGGCCACUAGAAGACACUGACUGGGAAACACUUCUAUUCACCAACACUGCAAGGUAUAUGAUAUGGGUUAAACAAAAAAUGAAAUAAGACACAAACACAACCAACUCUCAAGCACCAAACGCCUACCAAUCAUUGCAAGGAAACAUAUGGAUGCAGCCAGUACACCCAUCUGACUGUAUCACAAUUCACAGCAAUGGAAGUUGCAAUGAUGGCACGUAUUUAACUCCAAGUUAUACAGAAAAGCCUGUUUGUCUUUCCUUCUUCUGCUGACACACAGUACUGUGGAAGUCAUGAUGCAGUAAACCUAGUUAUUUUAUGAAAACCUGAUUUAACUUUAAAUUUCUUAGAACUGUUCAUCCUAAAACUCCAAACACUUUGAUGUCUUUCUGGGAUUUUAAAUAGUGCUAGAAGGCAAUGAGUCUUUUCAAUUCUUGGUACCCUGAGGUCUGCUUCAGCAAAUUCAUACUCUUAAUUCAAGAUUCAUACAAGUAAAGCUUACAUAGACCAGGGGAACUUCUUUUACAUGUCUGUGUUAAUGACUGUGUAAGGUCUUGACACUUUCAUCAUGUUUAAAAGUGCUUCCCCUCAUACAUGGUACCUGUGUUUUCCCUUAUGAAGAUGUUCAUGUCAGUUAGAGGAUAAAAUAAAACCCAACUGUAAAAGAUAGGAAAAGAAAAAGUUUAAUUUCCUUUUAAAAUAAUUUUAAAACCCCCAAACUACCAUCUCAUCAGUUUGGACAAAAUUACAUUGUACCAAUCCCAAACAAGGUAAUAACACUAAAAAUACUGGAUCCAGUGGUAGUGUUUUCCCCAGAAGCAAAAUAAAACAGACUAUGGGUAAGUUAGCUACAUCAUCUUUUGUUCACCAUUAUAGAAAUAAAACAAAUAUCACCAGAACUAAAAAAAAAAACCAAACCCAUCUGUGGGCACCUACAGACAAAUUGCCCACAUUUUCUUGAACCUGUAAGUAUUACUGACACAGUAAAGCUUUUGGUGUCAAGCACUUCUCUAGUUUUUAGAGAAAGCUUGAAGAGAAUAUUUAAUACCAGCAAGAUUAUCGAAGAGACUUAAAAAAAAUGGAAACCAUGUAAGAAAACAUUAUUUCCAUUCUGAAGAAUGGAUUAACACGAGUAACAAAGGCUGACACUUCUCUCUGAAAGAUAAAUGCAAAAAUAGUAACACAAAGUACUUUAUAAAAACUUUUAAGUAAUUUGUGAGUAAUUUGGAAUGCUUUGCUUUAUUUCUUCAUGAAAUACUUGGAAUUAUCUAGAAAGCCUGUGGAAAUUAUUAUUUAAAAGUCAGCAUUUCAUUCCAACGCACUUUGUAACACUGGCAGUCUUGGUCCUUCUGGGAAAGGAGCCACAAACAGUUCCUGGUAUUCCAGUUCUGGACAUGAACCAGGCAAUUUACAGUGUCCUCGGGGUGAUUAGGAGCAGUUCCACUGGACAAGCCAAGUACCUGGGAAGCACUUGCAUGGAUAAGAUGCAACACUCAACACACCGUUGACAGUGGAGGAAAUGGGUUCUGCUUACUGACCACAAGCUUCUGAUGCUGGUGGGAUAUGUAGCCUUUAAUGUGACCCUGGCAGAAGGAGAAAAAGGGAGCAUUAGCACGGGCAGCUGGUAACACAAGGCCUGUAACCUAGGCAAAUACCUAUAACCUAACCAUAGCAGUGUGUGUAUGCUCAAUCACUGCUGCACUACUGAACUUAAUAUCUAUAAUGGUCCGAUUUAUGUCAACUCGGAGAGUAAGCAGAAAGUUGGAACCAUCCCUGUGUUUGGGUACUACCUACCCUCUCAGUUUGAGAGCCUCUUGCCAGGGCCCCCUAUUGGUCUGCUUACAUUAUCUUCAAGAGACACAGCUUUACAGAAGUGUUUCUAAAGUUACUCUUUGUUCACUUUAAAAUGAGGAUUAUAAUCAAUUAGUAUUCCACACCUAAUAAAGUAAAUUACAUAGUACUUCCUUUUCAAACAUUGUGCUGCAACACUGAAAGAAAUCUUCCAGUGACCUACACCACAUCACAUAAUCUGUUUCAGAGAGAUGUGUUUCAUUUACUUGCUGACAUCACAGUGCUGCUCCAAAACCUCUGAUUUAAUAGAAAUCUUUACAUUUCAAGCCUUUAUCUGUUCAUGAGUAGUUGAAAUCCCCUUAGAGUAAAAGACAAAAUGUGGAACAAACCCAAAGAAAUCUGACUUUAUUUUUUUCUAAUGUUAGAAGGUCAAGAGUCUCCUACUUCAAAUGCAGAACAAAUCCUUUUUGGUCCCAGUUAAAAUGUUUGUAUUUUUAAAUCAAUAUUUAUGCAUAUAUAGAAAAAAUGGCAGUACCAGAUUUGUAAUGUAAAAUUCAAUUUUAACUGAUUCCUGCAAAAAAAAAAAAA
Messenger RNA from Lepidothrix coronata (blue-crowned manakin), 3616 nucleotides. RefSeq names its product protein Z, vitamin K dependent plasma glycoprotein (gene PROZ). Bases 104 to 1327 code for a protein of 407 amino acids. NCBI's taxonomy places the organism in Eukaryota, Metazoa, Chordata, Aves, Passeriformes, Pipridae. Gene Ontology annotation, molecular function: calcium ion binding; serine-type endopeptidase activity. Gene Ontology annotation, cellular component: extracellular region. The record is from RefSeq and is a predicted model, not a curated record. Gene Ontology annotation, biological process: blood coagulation; proteolysis. The transcript is spliced from 8 exons.